This is a messenger RNA of Trichosporon asahii var. asahii CBS 2479, 894 nucleotides long. RefSeq lists its product as uncharacterized. Gene Ontology annotation, cellular component: nucleoplasm; cytosol. Gene Ontology annotation, biological process: proteasome-mediated ubiquitin-dependent protein catabolic process. The coding region runs from base 1 to 894 and encodes 297 amino acids. Gene Ontology annotation, molecular function: proteasome binding; polyubiquitin modification-dependent protein binding; ubiquitin binding. NCBI's taxonomy places the organism in Eukaryota, Fungi, Basidiomycota, Tremellomycetes, Trichosporonales, Trichosporonaceae. The transcript has 3 exons. The record is from RefSeq and is a predicted model, not a curated record.
AUGGACACGCCCCUCACUGGAGAGCGAUUGGGAGAGGAGAAGGCUUUCGCCCGGAGAUACCUCGACCAGCUCUCGCACCGACCAGUCAACUAUGCUGCCGACUACAGCCCGCCCCUGUCCACCCGCCCCCGCAAGGUCGGUGUCGUCCACACCGAGGUCCGCCCGCCGCCCGAGGCGAUGGAUGUUGACGCCCCGCGAGGUGAGAUUAGCGGGUUCCGGCCGGCACUCAAGCUCAACGUAGAGGCCAGCCUGUCCGACUCGGUCGCGGAUCUGAAGAAGCAGAUUAAUGCUGCUGGCGGCCCGCCUGCCGACGCUCAGCGACUGCUGUUGAAGGGCAAGGUGCUUGCGGACUCGAAGCUGCUCAAGGAGUACGACCUGACCGAUGGCGCGACGAUUAUGCUCAUGGCGAAGCCGGGAGGUGCCUCCCCGCCUGCUGCCGCGCCUGCGCCUUCCCCGUCCGAGACCCUCGCUGCUGGAGCUGGUGCCGGUGCUGCCGCUGGAGCUGCGGCCGGAAGUGCUGGUGCGAAGCGCGACCACCCCACGCUGUCGCCGUUGCAGACGCCGGACCCAACCACACCAGAUGCCAAGCAUGCGCGGAACAAGCCGCCUACGCCUCAGCUCACCGUCACGACCGAUGGAGGCGAGCCUGGAGACCUGUACGAGAACCGCGGACCGCCCUCGCCUGUGCAGAGCACCAAGUUCCACUCUGUCGUUUCGGACCCAACAUUCUGGCAGAAGAUUCAUGCCCUCUGCCACGACGAGUUCCAGCAUGCUCGUGACGCCGACGACGUCUUCGACACCUUCCUUACGAGCAUGAAGAACAGGCUCACCGCGAAUGAGGCUGCCAAGAUCCGCGAUGUCGUUGGUGUUUCCGGUAUGGGCGGAGGGGCUUAA